GAAUGUCAUUCUUUGCGCGCUUCAACCUUCUAAGCCGCGUGCACAACUUUUCCUGUGUGCCUGUGUGCUGCUCCACUAGAAUAAUGGCAUCCUCCACCUCCACAACACUAUUCUUCCUUCUGCUCGUUGCCACGUCAUCAAUGAUGAUGGGACACGUCUCCGCGGGCCGAAUUAUACCACAGUCCUACACCGGCGUCGACCCCGGAAUCCAAUUCGAGCUGCUCACCGCAAAACGUGGCGACGGAUACGGAUGGAACGACUGCGAGUUCUCACCACUCAGCUGCCUGCUCAAACGACGACGACGAUCAGCUUAAUCGACACAAGCACCACAUAUUGGAUCAGCCAGUUAACUUUUUUCGGAAAAAAUGAAAUUUAUUUUCUGAAAAUUAGAGUCCCCUUUAACAUCAAUUGUUUAUUUUUCCAUUCAAAAAGUUUUUUCCACCAACAAAAAUUUGGUUCGUCACCACUCAAGCAAGCAAUCACUAUUUUUUCUAUCCUUCCCAGUUUCCAGACACCACUCCCCUCCCCUUCUUUUCGUAAUUAUUAUCAUCAUCAUCGCCGGCGAGCGUUUACUUGUCAUUUUCUUCUACACAAGAUCUUUUUUUUUCUUUAUUACAUUAUCGAUAUCUAUGAACGGAACAAAAGAGAAAAAGUUGAUGAUUUUGAAAUAAAUCAUGU
This is a messenger RNA of Caenorhabditis elegans, 678 nucleotides long. It is a transcript of the gene nlp-99, whose product is annotated as Neuropeptide-Like Protein. The coding region runs from base 84 to 314 and encodes 76 amino acids. Lineage: Eukaryota; Metazoa; Nematoda; Chromadorea; Rhabditida; Rhabditidae. The transcript has 2 exons. The record is from RefSeq and is marked reviewed.